UUUGAAAAUAGUUAGUCCAAGCAAAUUCUCACCACCCUUGUUCGAAAAAAAAAACAAAACAAAAAAUCAAACGAUCGAUAUCAAAUGUCAUUUUUAAGGUUAAUGGGAGCCAGCAAUCCAACUCUCUUUCAUCUGGUCACUCGUUCUGCACUCUCUUCUACUUCUUCUGCUUCUUCUUCUUCACUCACAAUCAAGGCUUCGUUUUCAUUAUCAACAACAACAGACAUGGUGAAAGCAAUCAGGGUUCACGAACAGGGAGGCCCUCAGGUUCUGAAGUGGGAAGAUGUGGAAAUUGGAGAUCCAAAAGAAGGCGAGGUUCGUCUGAGGAACAAAGCUGUCGGGGUUAAUUUCAUUGAUGUCUAUUUUCGGACAGGAGUUUAUAAAGUCCCUUCUUUACCUUACACUCCAGGUGUGGAGGGUGUUGGGGUGGUCACUGCUGUGGGUGUUGGAGUCACUGACAUACAAGUUGGAGAAACUGUAGCUUAUACGUGUCAACCACUGGGCUCAUAUGCUGAAGAGCACAUUCUUCUUGCAAAAGAUCUAGUUCCCCUCCCUCCCUCAAUUGACCCCAUUAUCGGGGCAUCCAUCAUGUCCAAGGGCUUGACAACUCGUUAUUUGCUUCAACAAUGUUUCAAGGUUGAACCUGGUCACACUAUUCUUGUACAUGCAGCAGCUGGUGGAGUAGGAUCCUUAUUGUGCCAAUGGGCAAAUUCUCUUGGUGCAACCGUUAUCGGAACUGUAUCCAAUAAAAUGAAGGCAGAUCAGGCCAAAGAGGAUGGAUGUCAUCAUGUAAUAAUCUACACAGAAGAAGAUUUUGUUGCUCGUGUCAACGAAAUUACAUCAGGCAAUGGAGUUGAAGUAGUCUAUGAUUCUGUGGGAAAAGAUACAUUUGAGGGAUCUUUGGCUUGUUUGAAGCUUAGAGGUUACAUGGUAAGUUUUGGGCAGUCAUCGGGCACACCUGAUCCAGUUCCAUUAUCUUCCCUGGCUACAAAGUCCUUGUUCCUGACAAGACCCACCUUAAAGCAUUACAACGUCACUCGGGAUGAGCUCUUGGAGGCUGCAGGAGACUUGUUUGCCAAGGUUUCUUCUGGUGUCUUAAAGGUGCGAGUUACUGACACCUAUCCCUUGUCUGAGGCAGCAAGAGCACAUGAAGACCUGCAGAAUCGGAAGACCACAGGAUCUGUUGUGUUGCUACCCUAAGGAUUCCCCACUUUCAUAUAGGUCCUAAAAUAAACACCAAUUUCAUGUUUGAUUCCUUUGGAGAGGAACUAUGGUAUUGUAAAUACUAUGUAAGCCGUGUUGUGUUGUGUUCCGCUGUUCAGUUCUUUGUACUCGUGUGAAUUUUGGCCGAAUGUGGCAUCAGGAUAAUUUUUUUAUUUUGGAAAAGCUGUUUUUUCCUGUUUUUCCAUCCAUUGAAUGUGACAUGUAGGUUUGUUUUUGCAGAAUUAAUGAAACUCAGCUGAACGGUGACAUCGUUGUC
Messenger RNA from Vigna umbellata (rice bean), 1480 nucleotides. The record is from RefSeq and is a predicted model, not a curated record. NCBI's taxonomy places the organism in Eukaryota, Viridiplantae, Streptophyta, Magnoliopsida, Fabales, Fabaceae.